Molecule: messenger RNA, 2969 nt
Organism: Syzygium oleosum
Lineage: Eukaryota; Viridiplantae; Streptophyta; Magnoliopsida; Myrtales; Myrtaceae
Product: BTB/POZ domain and ankyrin repeat-containing protein NPR1-like
Exons: 4
Coding region: 907-2667 (586 amino acids)
Biological process (GO): regulation of salicylic acid mediated signaling pathway; defense response to fungus; systemic acquired resistance, salicylic acid mediated signaling pathway
Cellular component (GO): nucleus
Molecular function (GO): protein binding
Source: RefSeq, a predicted model, not a curated record
GCGAAAACUGAAGUUUCGUCUGGUCUCUUUCCGUUUGGCGUUCCCCUCUUUCCCUUAUCCUUUCUGGGUUCGGUCUCUCCCUGCUCGGUCCGUUCAAACCCCCCUCCCCCCCCCCCCCCGGUCUCGACGUCCACCCGUUUUCCACGCUGCCGCUUUCUUGAUCUUCUGCUGCUUUUUCUUGCCGCGGCUUGGACCCAUCAUCGGCCUUCUGGAGUUCGUUCUUGCCAUUGUGCUGCUUGAUCUUGGGUCGUCUCGGCGAGAUCUGUUGGAAAUUGAGCAGGAGAGGUGUUCUUGGUGACUUCUCCUGGGGGAGAAUAUUAGUUGGGCAUUGCGUGCUUUCGGUGGCUUCCCUUGAGAUUGUGUUGGUGUCCACAGUCUUAACCCAGUUUCGUUUUCUUGAAGUUUUCCAAUCCCCCCAAGUGGCUAUAUUAGAUUCGGGCUCGUUCUUGUGAUUACGCAAUGUGCGGAUUUCCAGUGUCGGAGUCUCUUGGUUCUAUCACCUAUAUGCAUGGCGUUUAAUCCAAAUCUUGGUGCUUCAGGUUUCAUAUUUGUCGAUAUCUUGAGUCUGUCCCUGGCUACACCUAUGCAUAUAUUUCAUCUCUAUGCGGUGUUUCUCUGAUGCCCAUUCAGAAGUUUCGGAACAGAUUUCUUGAGGUAUUGGUGGUUGCAAAUGAAUAGAUAUUACCAAAUCUGACCUGCCUGUUGCCUCUUUUAUGUGUAUAGUGCUUUUGUAAAUAUAUAAGGUUUGUGUUAGACCAGAUUGUCCUGCACUUAUGAGCACUGCUAGCUAAACUGAGUUUCAGCUCUAAUCAUCGCUAGGAAGUUUCUACCCUCCUCUUGGGUUUCAAGGUUGAACUGCAGUACAACACAGGUCCUUCAGUAACUUAGCCUUCCCUAGUUAGAUUUAUGGCUUUUUCGAUAGAACCAUCAUCAUCUUUGAGCUUCACUUCAUCUUCCCAUUUGUCCAAUAACUCCGUCAGCAACAACCACCUAUCGGGUCCUUGUAGCUCUGAGACGGGGCAUAGCCUUGAAGUCAUCAGUCUUGGCAAACUCAGCUCUAGUUUGGAGAGGCUUCUUUCUGAUUCCACUCCCGAUUAUAGUGAUGCUGAUAUUGUUGUCGAAAACAUCUCGGUCGGUGUUCAUCGAUGCAUUUUGGCUGCCAGGAGUGACUUCUUCACUGACCUUUUCAAGCGAGAGAAGGGAUCCUGUGAGAAGGAGGGUAAACCAAAGUAUUACAUGGACAGUCUUUUGCCUUUUGGCAAGGUCGGACAUGAAGCCUUUCUGAUUUUCUUGAGCUAUGUGUACACGGGAAAGCUGAAGCGUUCUCCGGUGGAGGUUUCUACUUGCGUUGAUAAUACUUGUAACCAUGAUGCAUGUAGCCCAGCUAUCAAUUUUGCGGUGGAGCUGAUGUAUGCCUCGUAUGUCUUUCAGAUCCGGGAGCUGGUUUCCCUCCUCCAGCGACAUCUUGUUAACUUUGUUGGGAAGGCUCGAUCGGAAGACAUCAUCCCAAUCCUUACCGCUGCUUUCCACUGUGAAUUGAAUCAACUUGUGAUGCAAUGUGUUGAUAGAGUGGCUCGAUCUGAUCUUGACGACAUCUCUCUUGAGAAAGAGCUUCCCCAUAGGGUUGCAGAAGAGAUUAAAUUGCUGCGUCUCAAGUCUGAACCUAAAGAUGAAGCUAACUUGGAAAUUACAGACCCCUUGCAUGAGAAGAGAAUUAGGAGAAUUCACAAAGCCUUGGACUCCGAUGAUAUUGAGCUUGUUACGCUUCUCUUGAGCGAGUCCAAUAUCACCUUAGAUCAAGCCUACGGCUUACAUUAUGCUGCAGCUUACUGUGACGCCAAGGUCGUUUCUGAGUUGCUUGGUUUGGGCGUGGCUAAUGUCAACCUUCGAAACCGGAGGGGAUACACCGUGCUUCAUGUUGCUGCAAUGAGGAAGGAGCCUAAGAUAAUAGUCCCAUUAUUGUCAAAAGGCGCUCGUGCAUCGGAAUUGACAUCUGAUGGGCAGAAUGCUGUCAGCAUCUGCCGAAGGUUGACAAGGCCUAAGGAUUAUCAUGCUAAAAUAGAGCAGUGCCAGGAAGCAAACAAGGACAGGCUGUGCAUAGACGUACUGGAGAGGGAAAUUUUGAGGAAUCCAUUGGCAGGAGAUGCUUCUGUUUCGUCUCCUAUUGUAUCUGAUGAUCUACACAUGAAGCUGUUGUAUCUGGAAAACAGAGUUGCAUUUGCAAGACUGUUCUUCCCAACUGAGGCUAAAUUAGCUAUGGAUAUUGCUCAUGCUGAGAUGACAGCUGAGUUUGCUGGUCUUUCUGCAAGAAAAGGUUCAAGUGGAAAUCUGAGGGAGGUUGAUUUGAAUGAGACCCCCAUAGUUCAAAACAAAAGACUGCGAUCUCGAAUGGAAGCCCUCCAAAGAACAGUGGAAAUGGGUCGGCGCUACUUUCCUAAUUGCUCUGAGGUUCUUGAUAAGUUUAUGGAGGAUGAUCUGCCUGACCUGUGUUACCUCGAGAAGGGCACGCCCGACGAGCAGAGGUUAAAGACGAGAAGGUUCAUGGAACUCAAGGAUGAUGUCCAGAAGGCCUUCUCUAAGGACAAGGCGGAGAUGAGCCUGUCAGGGCUCUCAUCUUCGUCGUCCUCAUCAUCCUUAAAAUACAAUAACAAAAUUAGAAGAUCGUGAAGACGUACAUGAACCAAUAUGGAAUAAACCAACCUAUUGAAGGGCAACUGGUUUUUUUUUCUUUUAGGUAAGGAAGCGAAAAUUUUGGCUUCUGUCCUCAUUUUGUUGAGCUGACAAAGAUAUAUAUUCAGACGUUCAUAGGAUGUUUUGGUAGUGAUCUGAGAUGUUUUUGUCUUUUUUUUGAGGUCUCCACUUGUUCAUGUUACCUAACAAAGAGCUUUGAAUUGCAUCAUGUACAGUUAUGCAUUAUUUUGCAAUCAGUCUGUUCUGCAAAUGUUAUGUACAGGUAUAAUUAUUUUCAA